Messenger RNA from Pochonia chlamydosporia 170, 2451 nucleotides. RefSeq lists its product as hypothetical. The transcript has 3 exons. NCBI's taxonomy places the organism in Eukaryota, Fungi, Ascomycota, Sordariomycetes, Hypocreales, Clavicipitaceae. The record is from RefSeq and is a predicted model, not a curated record. The coding region runs from base 1 to 2451 and encodes 816 amino acids.
AUGCCGCCUUCAAAUGGCCCUGGCAAGGGCCGCAAGGCUGCCGCCACCAAGCAACCAAUAAAACCGGUGAUCCCAGCUUUGCCUCUGAAGCGUAGGCCAGCGCCCGUCACUGCUGUGGUCAAGGACAAGCCUGCGGCAACUUCUGAUGUCCAGGAAAUCGCCGCUAUUUCAGAGACGUCUCAGACUAAGCAUCUUGAUAAUGUCAAUGGCGAGGUGCAGGACGCUGUGGCUGGAAAUGUCACUGCAUCCCCGCCUUCGGACUCACAACACAUGGCUGAACCGCUGCCAACUUCUCAAGAUUCCGGCAAUGGAGAGUCUGGCGCCAAAGAGCACGUCAUAACCGAGACUGCUGCCUCCGAACUCAAGGCUACGACCGACCAUGCAUCUGACGUGAUGGACUCGGACCAGAAGCCGAAUGGCAUCGCUCCCAGUGAAAAAUCGGUCGUUGACGCACCCACGGCCGAUGUCACUGAAGAUGAACCAGUAUCCGAGACAUCGACCGACCCCAAGCGAGCGUUGUCUAAGAAUGCGUUAAUGCAAAAGCCAGUCGACUAUAAUGCUGUUCAAGUUGCCAAGAGCCUACCGCCUCCGGGUAUGUCGCCUUCUCGUUAUCAGAUGCCACCACCGUUUCAACCAGCCAACCGUUCCUACGCUGCAAUGAACAUCAACGACGUCUCACGGGGCUCGCCGGUUCCAUUGCCCAACGGGCCGGGUCAUAUGCAUCACGCACAACCAAGCAAUAGUAGCAUUCACUUUGGCGCACUCCAAGACUCUCAAAGCCCUUCACCAGUACCGCCACAAACCGGGGGCAUGGUACCGCCGCCAGGCAUUGCGACUGCCGAUGCCCGGCCUGCAUACAUGGGACCCGGCGGUAAUGGGUUCCCACCCAUGAUGCCGCAGUACGGCGCCGAAAUGAUGCAGCCGGGGAAUUUUGACAGCUACGGCCGACACGGAAUGGCCUACGGACCCGUGGAAACGUACCCACCAUAUGGCAACAACUUUGGGCCAUCUGCAUCUCAAAGCUUCCGCGGCUCCCAGUCUUCUGGUCAUCCUGAUGAAAACGUCAUGUACCAACAGUACCCUCGUAAUGGGCAUCGUAACGGUGCUGCUGGCCAUGGCGAGCCCGACGGACAUAUGCCCAACCAGCAAGGCAGGAUGCUUGGCCACCAAGAAUAUCCUAGAAUGAUGCCAGGAGGCAGCUAUCCGUACCAGGGCAUGCCUCGCGAGGAUAACGGAGACGGGUUCCUGGGAUAUUUACAACAACAAUUUGGCAAUGCUGAGCUCGCUGAUUGUACUUUGGAACUCAGAUAUGUGGAUGACCGGGCUCCCCCCGUCCGCAUCCCCGGUCAUCGGGUCAUCUUCGCCCGCAGCGGCACAAUUGCUGAUAAAGUUAAGAAUCAGCUGCAUCAGAUGUCAGAUCGCGGAAUGCAGAUUCUCCUCAUGGAGACAAAAAGCAACUGGAUCCGAUCUGACUCCUUUUACAUGGCAGUCCAAAGACUGUACGGGCAUCCGCUCCUCCCCCUGCCCCCUCGUCGUGACCGUGCAGAAGCAAGCGAUAUCACGGAUGCUGGAACUUCUACUGAACAGCUUGACUUUGCCUUGUCGUACGCUGCUGCUGGUCACCUACUGGAGUGGGGCCCUGUGGUUCUACGAGGUUGUGAAGUGGCCACUCAAUUACUGAACUGGCAGACCAUGGAGAGGAUUCUUGAGUUUGCCCUUCACGAAUCCAUCGACACUGGCUCCCGCUUAUCGUAUGGGUUUGGAGAAGCGUCUAGACUUCUUCUCAAUGCUGUUGUCACCUUUAUUGUUCAUAACAUCCCGUCAACAUUUAGUCUCGACACGACAUCAGAGCACCCCGGCGAGUAUGCCCGUUUGCCAGAGUGCCCUCCAUUACCGACAGCCAGCAAGAAACGGGCUCCGGUCAUCGCUCGAGGCUCCUCAGUGCAGAUUGGAAUGGGCCGACGCUCGCAACAGCUCACUGGAAUACAGUUUGGUGAUAUGUCCCUGGGGGAGGAAGCCAGUGGGCCGGAUUCCGUAACACCCAAAGCGGCUCAGCAGGCACAACCAGUGCCACAUGCGGUGCUAUCUAGAGCGUUGAUCAACUUGCCGUUCUCUCAACUUAAGAUGAUUUUAGAGUCGGCAGGUUCUGGGAACGUGAACGGUUGGGCUAAUUCGGAAAUUCGCCACCGUAUCAUCAGGAGUACUGUUGAAGAGCGGGAAGCACGCCGUCUCCGCACCCUCGAUGCUGUCCUUCGGGGAAGAAUCAAGAGCUCUCUUGCAAUUCGAUCCGCCCUCUGCGGUCCCUCUCCGCGGGAUAUUGGGCCAUGGGGUGCGCUUGGUUGGCAGGAGGAGAUUUUGCCUUACGGAAAUGCCAAUGGACCAUCCCUUGGACGCAGAUGGGUUCCAUACGUGGAACCCGAAAGGAUCCCUUCUUCACCUGUUUAUCCAUGA